Molecule: messenger RNA, 474 nt
Organism: Acanthamoeba castellanii str. Neff
Lineage: Eukaryota; Discosea; Longamoebia; Acanthamoebidae
Exons: 3
Coding region: 1-474 (157 amino acids)
Source: RefSeq, a predicted model, not a curated record
AUGUCGCAAGUGCUGCGCGCUAUCGGCACUCUGCUGCUCGUGGCCGUCUUCCUCCCGUCACUCAUACAUCAUGCGGCCAGUGCCGAGGCGAUGAUCCCACAGACCGAGGCCGCGCUGAGCAGGCUGCUCGGCCACACUGUCGGUCGUGAGAUGGCUGAGGUGAUCUACUGGGCCUCAUCUGCCCUGCUGCUGGGCGGACCGCUGCUUGUUCUGGGCGUGUUUUUGCCUGUGCUGCGCAAGCUGGGGGCCUUGCUUCUCUUCGUGUUCCUUGCCGGCGUCACACCUACCAUGCACGACUUCUGGGCGAAGACGGAGCAAGGCGAGCAGCAGGCGCACAUGGUGCACUUCCUGAAGAACCUGUCUCUCAUGGGCGCCCUCCUGCUCAUUCUCGCCGAGCCGGCCGCCACGCCUGCCCGCACUGGCGGCAGCGCGUCGCGCACAACAGCCCGCAAGCAGCAGAAGAAGCUCCAUUAA